AUGAGGCCUGAGAACCAGAGCAGCGUGUAUGAAUUCCUACUCCUGGGACUUCCCAUCCUGCUGGAGCAGCAGGGUGUGUUCUUUACCCUGUUCCUGGGCAUGUACCUGACCACAGUGCUGGGGAACCUGCUCAUCAUCCUGAUCAUCAGGCUGGACACUCGCCUCCACACCCCCAUGUACUUCUUUCUCAGUCACUUGGCCUUCUCUGACAUUUCGCUUUCAACUAUCACAGUUCCAAAGAUGCUCAUGAACAUGCAGACUCAGCAACAAUCCAUCUCCUAUGCAGGGUGCAUUUGUCAGUUGUAUUUUUUUAUAGUUUUUGGUUGCCUUGACAAUUUCCUUCUUGGAGUGAUGGCAUAUGACAGGUAUGUGGCCAUCUGUCACCCACUCCACUACACUACCAUCAUGAGGCAGGAGUUGUGUAUCUCAUUAGUAGCUGGGUCCUGGUUCUUCAGUUGUGCACAUGCCCUAUUGCACACCUUCCUCUUGGUCCAACUGUCCUUCUGUGGUGACAAUACCAUUCCCCACUUCUUCUGUGACUUCAAUGCACUCCUGAAAAUGAGCUGCUCUGACGUCUCCAUCAAUGAGCUGGUCAUCUUCAUAGAAGGAGGAAUGCUUGUUAUCUUCCCUUUGAUUAGUAUCUUGGGUUCAUAUAUCAGUAUAGGGACCACCGUCCUGAGGAUCCCCUCCACCAAGAGACUCUUUAAAGUCAUUUCUACCUGUGGUUCCCAUCUGUUUGUGGUGUCUUUAUACUAUGGGACACUUGUAGGUGUUAACUUUUUCUCCUCAUCAUGGGGCUCCAAUGACAAAGAAAUAAUUGCCUCGAUCAUGUACGCGGUAUUUACUCCUAUGCUGAACCCCUUCAUCUACAGCCUGAGGAACAGAGAUAUAAAACAGGCCCUAGAAAUAUUUGUCAAUAGGGCUAACUUCUUUAAGCGACAAUCACUAAAUCCUUUUAUUGCAGUCAUGAUCAGGGUAACAUGGGUCUCCUAA
Messenger RNA from Ceratotherium simum simum (southern white rhinoceros), 993 nucleotides. Its product is annotated as olfactory receptor 1J4-like. Gene Ontology annotation, cellular component: membrane. Gene Ontology annotation, biological process: G protein-coupled receptor signaling pathway. Lineage: Eukaryota; Metazoa; Chordata; Mammalia; Perissodactyla; Rhinocerotidae. The record is from RefSeq and is a predicted model, not a curated record. Gene Ontology annotation, molecular function: olfactory receptor activity; G protein-coupled receptor activity.